AUGACAGCCUUUACGCGUGACAAUGCGUUAUGCAAUGCCCUUGACACCGAAGAUUUGUAUACGUUGUCCUUACUAGUUAUACCAGGAAACGAAUUUUGCAGUAAAGCAUUGCUCCGUACAGAUUAUAUGAAGGAUAUUAUAAUUAAUUCCGUUGUUGGCGGUGGUAUUUGCGGCUCUGCAUAUUAUAACGGACCAACUGAACAAAACGACAACAAAAGGACUGACAUAACAUGUUAUCCUCAAGAUAAAACCAGAAAUCUUGCGUCUGUCAUAGUAGAGAUUCAGAAGAAGGUGACACAUGAGUUUAUUGUACGAUUAGUGCAAUAUUCGUUGAAUGUAUUUGAUCAAACAAAGAUUCUCCCAAUUGUUAUAGUCAUCAAUAUUGAUGGGUUCUCAAGCAAACAUUUUCGUGAGGAAGACUUUACCAAACGCGAUAAUGAGCCGUACUAUAUACUUUCCAGUUCGCUUUGGGCAAAACAAGUUCAUAUUUACAAUGCUGAUUCGAUCGCAUCACUAAUACAAGUACCAAUGCCAAAAAUAAUUGCGUUAAUUCACUUUCUAACACAGCAAAAAAAACAUAAAAUUUACAGAAUAUCUUUUCAAAUCUUUACCUGUGAAUCGAACAGCAAAGUAGUUCGGGAUAUUGAGAUUGAAUCCUUUUGUGAUGCUGUUGCAUCUCAAUUUAAAAAAGUUAUUCAUAAUAACACUUUAAACGAUGAAAUCUCACGGAAACGUAUUGAAAAAUACGCAGAGGAUGGUGUCAGCUUUGCGGAAAACUUUAAACGACGUUAUAUAGGGGAAGAAGAGUCCGUCUGUGUAACAUCUAUUCAAACCACUGAAUCCAAGGACCUUAUAUUUGUAAAGGAGUUCAUGAAACAAAACCAAGGCAAAUGA
This is a messenger RNA of Gilbertella persicaria, 894 nucleotides long. RefSeq lists its product as uncharacterized. The transcript is spliced from 2 exons. The record is from RefSeq and is a predicted model, not a curated record. Bases 1 to 894 code for a protein of 297 amino acids. NCBI's taxonomy places the organism in Eukaryota, Fungi, Mucoromycota, Mucoromycetes, Mucorales, Choanephoraceae.